GCUAAAGCGCUGCGUGCUCGUGUCCCUGUGCGCGGUGACGUCAGUGCUCUUCCUGUCUCCACCCGCUGGCAGCCAUGAUGCAGGAAGGGCUGGACGACGGACCCGACUUUCUGUCCGAGGAGGACCGGGGGCCGCGGGCGGUCAACGUGGAUCUGCAGACGGACGCCACGCUGCAGGUUGACAUCUCCGACGCCCUCAGUGAGAGAGACAAGGUCAAGUUCACCGUCCACACCAAGAGCACGCUCCCUAACUUCAAGCAGAACGAGUUCUCGGUGGUUCGACAGCAUGAAGAAUUUAUUUGGCUGCACGACUCUUUUGUGGAGAACGAAGAGUAUGCAGGAUAUAUCAUCCCUCCGGCACCCCCAAGACCAGACUUUGAUGCGUCCAGAGAGAAGUUGCAGAAACUCGGAGAAGGAGAAGGAUCCAUGACCAAGGAGGAGUUCACCAAAAUGAAGCAGGAGCUGGAAGCAGAGUACCUGGCCAUCUUUAAGAAAACGGUUGCCAUGCACGAGGUGUUUCUGUGCCGCGUGGCGGCUCAUCCCGUCCUCAGGAAGGACCUCAACUUCCACGUCUUCCUAGAGUACAACCAGGAUCUGAGCGUUCGAGGGAAGAACAAGAAGGAGAAGCUGGAGGACUUCUUCAAGAACGUGGUGAAAUCAGCGGACGGAGUCCUGGUGGCUGGAGUCAAGGAUGUGGACGACUUCUUUGAGCACGAGAAGACCUUCCUGUUAGAAUAUCACAACCGAGUGAAAGAUGCCUCGGCCAAGUCAGAUCGCAUGAUCCGCUCACACAAAAAUGCUGCAGACGACAUCAACAGAAUCGCCUCGUCUCUCUACACAUUAGGAACGCAGGACUCCACAGACCUCUGCAAGUUCUUCCUCAAAGUCUCCGAGCUGUUUGAGAAAACUCGGAAAAUUGAAGCUCGAGUGGCUGCCGACGAGGAUCUGAAGCUGGCCGACCUGCUCAAAUAUUAUCUGAGAGAGUCGCAGGCUGCAAAGGACCUGCUCUACCGGAGGAGCCGCUCUCUGGUGGACUAUGAAAAUGCCAACAAGGCUCUGGACAAAGCUCGAGCGAAGAACCGAGACGUCCUGCAGGCCGAGACCAGCCAGCAGCUCUUCUGCCACAAGUUCGAGAAGAUCUCCGAGUCUGCCAAGCAAGAACUCAUCGACUUCAAGACGAGACGAGUGGCGGCUUUCCGGAAGAAUCUGGUCGAGUUGGCAGAGCUGGAGCUCAAACACGCCAAGGGGAACCUCCAGCUGCUGCAGAGCUGUCUGGGCGUCCUGAAAGGCAACACUUAAACUAUACAACUCCGCACACCUCCAACUGGACACGCCCCAGAAGACAGCACUGCCCAUUUUCGGCUGGACACCCCUCCAUGGGGGGGGGAAAUGGGCGGAGCCUGGGAGGAAGAGAGAGUCUUCAUCACUAACCCCGCUCCUCAUCCUGUCCCUCUCUGCCCCUGCAGGUCUGUGUGGUCCUGCAGGAGCAGCUGGAGGCAGCUCGUUCCUGUGAGAUAUGUUAAAUGUUGUAGUGUCUGAACGGAGCUCACAGGAGCGGCGAGCUGCUCGGUUUGUCUCCGUGUGUGCAGGUGUCUUUAAAAGGAGAGAAAAUUUAAAAAAAAAAAAAAAAAGUGGGAUCUUUGUCUCGUCUUCUUUCAACGGCUGUUACACAAUUAUUUUUUUUCUUCCUGCUGAUAAAUUGUCCAUUUUAGGGAAGAAAAUCUUUGAUGGCACUCGCAAACUAACCUUCCUUUUCGCUCAGUUUGCUUUAUUUUGAGUUCAGUGACUCUAUUUUGAGGAUUCACAGUCAAGAAGAUUUUUUUUUGUCUUAAAAAAUCAAAACUUGUUUUUUACUUCUCUUCUCUUGUACACGGAGAAACAUAAUGAGAAGUUGUCAAGAGUCCUGAGCAGAAUCGGUCUUCUCAGGAGGAGUUUGGGAAACAAACGGCUCUUUAUUCACAUUUAAUCUGAACCUUUGACUCGCACGUAGGCAACAAAUUGGUGAGCGCUCCUCUUUAAAAACCGAGCCACCUGCACACACGGCGCUCUCUUCUUCCUCUGGCGGUACUGGCGUGUCCGGGCCUGGUUUUAUUUUGGCGGUUAACUUCCUGUGCUGCUGCGUGUCGGGUCUCGUUCUCUUUCAAGUGUAAUUUCACUCAAUAAAGAAGAAAACAGCCUUGUA
Molecule: messenger RNA, 2181 nt
Organism: Salarias fasciatus (jewelled blenny)
Lineage: Eukaryota; Metazoa; Chordata; Actinopteri; Blenniiformes; Blenniidae
Gene: snx6
Product: sorting nexin 6
Exons: 14
Coding region: 75-1298 (407 amino acids)
Biological process (GO): retrograde transport, endosome to Golgi
Cellular component (GO): endosome
Molecular function (GO): phosphatidylinositol binding
Source: RefSeq, a predicted model, not a curated record